Messenger RNA from Protopterus annectens (West African lungfish), 1428 nucleotides. Its product is annotated as cocaine- and amphetamine-regulated transcript protein-like. The record is from RefSeq and is a predicted model, not a curated record. Gene Ontology annotation, biological process: G protein-coupled receptor signaling pathway; positive regulation of MAPK cascade; negative regulation of appetite. Gene Ontology annotation, molecular function: neuropeptide hormone activity. NCBI's taxonomy places the organism in Eukaryota, Metazoa, Chordata, Ceratodontiformes, Protopteridae. The transcript has 3 exons. Bases 205 to 531 code for a protein of 108 amino acids.
UUGAUGCCACGGAAUGGGGGGAAUCCAUUGCCCAUCAGCGCACUGAGUUCAUGAAAGAGGCGGGGCUGGUUUCUUAUAAAGGCUGAAGAACUUGAAAAAAGCCACAGAUCUUCGCGGCAAACCCGAUUCAGUCUAGCCUCAAGCACCCCAGCAUUCCUUUUCAGUUAAGUACUAUAGUAAAAUCAUCGGCAGGACUUCAGCACCAUGGAAAGCUACCGCUUUGUCAUCCACCUGCUUUCUGCGAGCCUGCUCAUCUUUUUGUGCCAAAGCGAGUCUUCCAGAGAAAUAGCAAAUGAAGAUUUUCCCAUGAAAAAGUUACCUUCAUCUGCUGAAAAGGAACUGGUAGAUGCUAUGGAGGAGCUACUUGAGAAAUUCCAAAACCGAUAUCCAACUUACGAGAAAAGAGCGGGUCAGAUUCCCAUGUGUGAUCUUGGGGACAGAUGUGCAGUGAAACAGGCAUCUAGAAUUGGAAAGCUAUGUGAUUGCCCUCGAGGGUCAUCCUGUAACUCUUUUUUACUGAAGUGUAUCUAAAACUGGAAAAGAAAUGUACGUGAAUAAUGCAACUAGAAGAAGAAGAGUCUUAGAGGAGAGUGCCAAGUCCACAAUACUGAUUUACAAUCAGCCCUUCCUGUAAUCCCAUCAACAUUUACUUUUAACACAAACUAUAAACUGUGUACAAAUGUGGGGCUUCCAUAUGUAGAAAACCAGUGCGUUUUGUCAGCAAGCUUACUUUGUCUGUAAUGUGUAUUACCAAAAACUGCCAUUUCUUGCGUGCUUAUUUAUGUGUACUCUUCUAAGUAAACAGGUGUCAUCAUCUCAUUGCUUUAUUCUGUUUUGUGCAUUUUUCAUGCAGUAUCCUGCACAUUUCAAGUUUUGCACAAUGUAUUAAAAAAGUGGAAUGCUGAAUUCUUUGGAUGAAAUAAAUUCUUCGAGGCGGGUAUAAAAAUGAUCAGUUGGCAAGAAGUUAAUUUCUUUAAUACAUCUGCACAGAAUACAUGCAUGUUUCCAUUCUAGCUUACUAUCCUGUCGGACAUUCUCAUUUCAUGGAGUAAGUAAGACUUUUUUUGUAAUACAUAUUCUCAUUAUAAGAAGAUUGUAUAAAUUUCUACAAGUAUGAGAUGUCAUCUUGGUCUUCUAACAGUACUAAAUAUGCUACGGUAGCUAACGAUGUCAACGGUAUGUACUAAAUUAUACAUGUUCACAUUAUUGUGCAAUAUUUUGGAAUUCUCAUAUUGUAAUUUAGUUAAAUGGCAGUCAGUUACAUCCUUACUCAAAAUGAUUGCUACCCAUUAAUAAGUGUGGCCUCAUCCUUCAUCAUUUGCCUUGAAAACCAACCUGAAAAGGUAUAAGGUCUGAGACGUCUGGCAGUUUUCACAGCUGCUGACUGCUGUUAAUUUUAGUUGUUAAUAAACAGCUUAUGUAUGACAA